AUGGCUCUGACCAGCCACGUUAGGAUAGCUCCUCGAAAGUUGUGUAAUGAUUUCAGGAACACUUCCGUGUGCCCAGACAAGAACAUCCCAUAUCUUUCUGGUUUUUCUCCCACCAGCCACCCCCACUUUGGCUCACAGUACAAGACCCAGUUCAGCCUCCCACACAUUGCAGAAGUCCCUACUGGAGGCAGUGAGCUGACAUACCACACAGUUCCUGAAGAGUUUGACUCUUCAGCAACUGAGGACCUCAGGAAAAAGGCCUAUGAAAUGGUUUAUCCUCAAAAGCUCCCAGUGCUUCAUAAAAGAGAUACUGAGAAAAAUCAAAAGCAUGGCCCACAGGAAAAAUAUGAUUCAGAAGUUCUCUAUGAGAUGAUUCUUCAUGGUACACAAAUGGUACUUCACUUGAAAAAGACCGAGGACCUUGUAGCCCCAAACUACAGCGAAACACAUUAUUCCCAAAUUGGGGAGGAGAUCACCACAAAACCUCAGCUCAAGGAUCAUUGUUAUUACCAAGGGCACGUCCUUCAUGAAAAGGACUCUGCUGUUAGCCUCAGUAUCUGUGAUGGUUUAAGGGGAUACAUCAGGAAGCAUGACCAAAGGUAUCUCAUCGAACCUCUAGAGCACAGUGAUCAGGGAGAGCAUGCCAUCUUCAAAUAUGAGCACAAAAUCCAAGACAUAAGCAACGGGAGCUGUGUGGUGUAUAACUUUUCCAAGAGAGAGGCCAUCACCCAGGGCUCCAGAGAGAAAAGAGAAGAUAUGACAAUGAAGGGAAUAAAAGAAAAGAAGUACAUUGAACUCUUCAUUGUUGCUGAUCAUGCCUUGUACCGAAGACACAAUCAUCUGCAGAAAUGGCUGAGGACCCGGAUUUUCGGCAUGGUUAAUUUCGUCAACAUGCUUUAUAAAACCUUAAAUAUUCAAGUGAUCUUGGUUGGUCUUGAGAUGUGGACAAAUGGAGAUAAAAUAGAAGUCAAUUCAAAUCUGGGCACUACCCUUCUUUACUUUGGUGGCUGGCAGGAAACAACCUUGAAAAAAAGAAAGAAUUUUGAUCAUGCUCAACUACUCAGUGGAAAUUGGCUCUCACAGACUGCUCAAGGAACAGCCUAUCCCUGGGGGAUGUGUGUGCCCUAUCAUUCUUCCAGUAUCGUGAAGGAUCACUUACACGACACCAACAUGGUGGCUGACAAAAUGGCCCACGAGCUGGCUCAUAGCCUUGGAAUGCAGCAUGACACCUAUCCUUGUGCCUGCACCUAUGGGCGAUGUGUGAUGGAUGGAGGAGGAAGCAUCCCCUCCCAAGGAUUCAGCAAAUGCAACCGCAACCAAUAUCGUCAAUAUCUCCUGGAUUAUAAGCCCAUGUGCAUCCUUAACGUCCCGCUUUCCAAAGACAUUAUUACAUUCCCGAAGUGUGGGAACCAGAUAUUAGAAGUGGGAGAAGAGUGUGAUUGUGGCAGCUUGGAGGAUUGUACCAAUGUUUGCUGUGAGGCGAAUAAGUGCAUCCUGAAGCCGGGAAGUGCCUGUGGAGGGGGAGAAUGCUGUGAGGCGUGUAAGAUCAAGAAAGCUGGGAUUCUGUGCAGAACAGCCAAAGAUGAGUGUGAUCUGCCCGAGUUGUGUGAUGGCUUCUCCCCUAAGUGUCCUGUGGAUCGAUUUCGAGUGAAUGGAUUCCCUUGCCAGAACUCCGAAGGCUAUUGUUUCAUGGGGAAGUGCCCCACACGAGACAGUCAGUGUUCUGAGAUGUUUAAGGAUGAGGCUAAAGGCAGCCAUGAUAUCUGCUAUGAAAGAAAUAAAGGAGGACAUAAAUUCGGUUACUGCAAAAAGGUGGACAAGAGAUUUAUUCCCUGCGAUGACAAAGAUCUGAAAUGUGGGAAGAUAUACUGCACUGGAGGCCAGUACUUUCCAUCUUAUGGGGAGGACAAAACUUACCACCUUAAGGUUCCAGAGCAGAAUAUUACAGUGGAAUGCAAAGCAUUUUUCCCAUUUCAGUACACAGAAGAUCUAGGCAUGGUUGCUUCAGGAACAAAAUGUGGGGAUGGCAAGGUGUGCAAAAAUGGCGAAUGUGUGAAUAUUGAGACAGUCUAUGACUCCACCAAUUGCUCUUCCCACUGCCCAGGAAAUGCUGUAUGUGACCAUGAACUCCAGUGUCAAUGUGAAGAAGGGCUGACACAUCCUAACUGUGAUGAUACCACAUUUACUACCAAUGUCUCCAUUGUGGCUGGAGUGCUGACCAUGGUCCUGGCCACAGUUGUGAUCUCUGUGUUGUUUGUCCAUCGCCAAAAGGCCAGUAAGCAGAAGCAAGUUCAUAGGUAA
Molecule: messenger RNA, 2301 nt
Organism: Sarcophilus harrisii (Tasmanian devil)
Lineage: Eukaryota; Metazoa; Chordata; Mammalia; Dasyuromorphia; Dasyuridae
Gene: ADAM7
Product: ADAM metallopeptidase domain 7
Exons: 21
Coding region: 1-2301 (766 amino acids)
Biological process (GO): proteolysis
Cellular component (GO): plasma membrane
Molecular function (GO): metalloendopeptidase activity
Source: RefSeq, a predicted model, not a curated record